AGCUGAUCGGCGGGUGCUGCUGAGGCGUUCUUCCUCUGAGUUACGCCUCCUGACUCCGGGCGGGUUUUCAGAGGAUUCCUACUGGAAGUACACGGAAAUGAAAAGAAAAGUAGUAAAUCCUGGCAAGCUGAGAUUGAGUCCUAAUGAGGAAGCCUUCAUUUUGAAGGAAGAUUAUGAAAGAAGACGAAAACUAAGAUUGCUACAGGUUCGAGAACAAGAAAGAGAUAUCGCCUUACAGAUAAGAGAAGACAUAAAACAGAGGAGAAAUCAGCAAUUUACUCGUUUGGCAGAGGAGCUAAGGGCAGAAUGGGAGGAAUCACAAACUCAGAAAAUACAGAACUUGGAAAAACUAUAUUUGGCAAGUUUAAGAAAUAUGGGAGAGGGACAUCAACAGGCCAAAGAAAAUGAGCCUGAUUUGGUUGCUCUGGCACAGAGGGCAGCAGAAAGGAAAAGAAAAGCAGAAGUGAGGCACAAAGAGGCCCUGAAAGUACAGAAAAAUCAAAAAGAAGUAUUAAUGGGACAAAAAACCUGGCAUAUAAAAGUUCGAAAGGAAGCACUGCUCGUGGAAAAACAAAGAUCUGCCAAAAUUACAAGUCUGCCACCUCCUCCUCCAUCUCUUUUUGAGAACCUUGAAGCAAAGAGAAUUUCUGCAGUUAACACCACUAGUUCUACCUAUCAUCAUCUUUGCACUUUUGUGAAUAGAGAGAUGGAUACAAAGCAGCCAGGUGCUCAUUUGGCAGCUGAAGAAGAAGCUAAACGAUUGGAAGAACUACAAAAACAGGCAGCACAAGAGAAAAUGGAACAGAUUGAAAAGGCUCAUGUACGGGGUUUCCAAGCAAUGAAAAAGAUCCAUUUGGCUCAAAAUCAAGAAAAGCUAAUGAAAGAACUCAAACAGCUACAACAAGAGGACCUGGCACGUAGGAGACAGACUGUAGCACAAAUGCCACCACAACUAGUUGAACUUCCAUACAAACGCAGUGAAAUGAAAGAAGACUGGCAGAGAGAGCUGGAAUUUGCCUUUGAAGAUAUGUACAAUGCAGACAGGAAGGUGAAAGGAAACCUGAUUUUGCAUCUUGAACCAGAGCCCUUGCCUAUAGUGACUGAUCAGAUCCAAGAUGAAGAACUGGACCUUUCAAUGGAACAAGAACCUCCAGGUGAAACUGAAAACUUUCAAGUAACAGAAGUAGAAAAAAUAUAUUCUAAUGGAACAGAAGUUCCCUUGGCAAUGGAAACCCAAGAGGCCCCUUCAAAAAUUCUUUUUAAAAAAUUAUUAAAUAAAAUCCGAAGCCAAAAAUCUCUCUGGACAGUUAAAUCCAUGUCUGAGGAUGAAAGUGAAAUGAUUACGACUGUUAAUCAAAUUGAGAAUAAAACACCAACAGUUGAAACGGGAACAAUUGCCAGUGAAGAGAGAUUAUCCUCUGAGCAGGAACAAGUUGUUGAAAGUGAUAUACUAACAAUUGAGUCUGGACCAAUUACUAAUGAAGAUAAAUCACUUCCUUGCAGUACAGAUUCUGGAAAGGAACAAGAAAUAAAUGAGCCUCUACCUAUCACAGCCGUAGCUCAGAAUUCAGUUCUACUUCAUCCUCAAGAAGCAGCAGCCAGAAUUAGAAUGUCAACAAGGCAGAAACAGAUAAUGGAAAUAGAAGAACAGAAGCAAAAGCAGUGGGAAUUACUUGAACAAAUUGAACAACAGAAGUUAAGAUUAGAAACUGAUUGCUUCAGGGCUCAGCUGGAAGAAGAAAAAAGGAAAAAAACUCAACAGACUGGGGUUGGCACUGCUCCAGCAUCAUGCUCUGUAAUUUCUGAUGAGGACAGUCAUAGGCAGAUGAUUCGUAACUAUCAACAUCAGCUUUUACAACGAAACAGGUUACACAGGCAGUCUGUUGAAACAGCCAGGAAGCAAUUACUCGAAUAUCAAGCUGUGUUAAAAGAAAGGUACCCAUCCAUGUCAGCUCCAUCAUUGAUAUCUGAUUCUGUGACAUCAGCACCACCAUGGAAAUCUGAAAGAUCCACUGCUGUAUCAGAGCAUUGGGAUCAAAGUCAGAAACCCAAAUUGAGUCCUAACAAAUAUCAAACCAUACCAAUCUCCAAAUUAGAACAAGAUCAUUUUCAGGUACCAAGACAAAAGCACUUUCCACAAAGACAGGUAGAAACAACAGAAACAUUAAGCAGUUCUGAUGUUUUAGCUACACAGUCUUUGGAAUCACAAAAACAUCUAAGGCAAUUCUCACAGACCGAAACACUACAGAGAGACUAUAAAUUGGUAUCUAAAGAUUCUCGUAUACUUUCAAGGGCUUUGUCACAUGAUAGGCCACUAAUAUUACAGGAUGCUAAAAAAAUAACUGAAACAUCUAGGGCAACAGCUUUUCAAACUUUAGAUUCCCAGCGAAUAGGCUUAGAGGACAGUGAAAGUAUACCUAAGAUAACUGAACCUUCCUCAUUCCUACCACUGGUACCUCAGCAUUCUUUUAGUUCUCUUCCUGUUAAAGGUGAAUAUGGAAAAAUCCAGGAAUCCUUUUCAACCGCAAGCAAAAGUGCGGUUUCUAUAAGCCAUUCUGUAAUUAGUCAAACACGUGAUAGGCCUUUGCCAUUCUCAGAGAAUAUCAUAGCCCAGCAAGGUAAUUUGAAGGCUCUCCAAGAACAGUUAGACCUGCAGAAGGAAGUUCUUCAGGCAAGACAGGAAGCUCAGGAACAAUUGAUUUUGUGUAAACAGAAGGAAUUGGAACAGCAAGCAGGCCUCCCUAUAUUCCUUCCAUUAGUGCCUUCAGAUUCAUUUGCUUUACUGCCUUCUGCCAAAGCUGAAUUGGGGAGAAUCCAGGAAUCUUCUCCAACCAAGAAUGAUACUGCAGUCUCCUCAGGCCAUCCUGUGGUCUCACAACCUCAGGAUAGGAUUUUGAAUUCUUCACAGCCUAUCUUAUUGCAGCAAAAUAAUUUUAAAUUUCUCCAAGAGCAGUUGAAUAUUCAGAGGGAUAUCCUUCAGGCUAGACGGGAAGCCCAGGAAGUAUUAUGUAUACAUAAACAGAGUGAAUUGGAUGGAAGAGUAUGUUCUGAAAAGGCUGAGCCCUCUUCUCUCCCAUUUCAUGUAGCUCAGCAUCCAUUUACUUCACUACUUUCUGCUGAUAUAAAAUCUGGAAAAAUCCAGGAGCCAUAUUUAUCUAAGAGUGAGAGAGGGUUUCUCUCAAGCCAAUCUGAAAUACCUAAAUCUCAGCAUGGGUCUUCGAGUUUCCUACAGCAGUUUCUACCUCUACAUGAUAGUUUGAAGUUGCUCCAAGAACAGCUGACUGUACAGAAGGACACUCUUCAGGCGAGGCAUGAAGCUCAGGAGGAGUUACUUGUACAUAGACAAAGGGAAUUGGAGGACAAGAAAUCUGGGCAGAUGAGUUCUUCCUUCUUGCCAAUGGUUCAACAUUCAGUUGCUUCACAAGCAUCUGCUAAAGCUGAGCCUAGGAGAAUUCAGAAAUGUUAUUUAUCUCAGGAGAGUAUAAUUCCUUCUAGUUAUUUGAUAACCCCAACAUUUCGGGAUAAGUCUCUUAAUUUUCCACAGCACGGACUGCCACAGCCAGAAAAGUUGACGAUACUCCAAGAACAAUCACACGUACAGAAGGUAAUACUUGGUGCUAAAGAAGAAACUCAAGAAUUUGUACACAAACAAACUGAACUAGAAAAAAUAAUUUCUUCUGAACAGACUGGCACCUCUUCAUCCCUAUCCCAGCUAGCUCAAUCUGAGAAAUUCCAGGAAUGUAUGUCAGUCAAGAGUGACAGUACAGUUCCUUUUAGUCAUUCCAAGAUCCCAAGAUUUCAGGAAAGACUUUUGAGGUUUUCACAGCAUAUACUACCUCUACAAAAUAAUUUGGAAGAACACCAAGAAUGGCUAGACACAGAGAAAGAGGCCUUUCAUUUUAGCCAGAAAACGCAAGAAAAUUCACCUUCUGAACAAACUGGCUCAUCAGCAGUAAUACCACAGUUACAGCUUUCAUUUACUUCCUUACCUUCUGCUGAGUCUGGUACAACCCAGGAACUGCUUCCGACAGUAUCUGAUAGUAAAAUUUCUUCAAGCCAUUAUCAAAUCGCACAAUUGCAGGAUAGGCUUUUGAGGAUAUCACAACUUAUCCAGCCUCAACAAGAUAAUUUGAAGGCACUUCAAGAACAGUUAGCUACGCAGAGGGAAGCCAUCAUUCAAUCUAGACAGGAAGCUGAGGAAGAAUUACUUUUACAUAAACAGAGUGAGUGGAAGGGAAGAAUAUCUCCUGAGCAGGUCAGCAUUUCUUCCUUACCACUAGUAGUGCAGCAUUCAUUUGCUUCAUUGCCUCUCACUAAAUCUGAAAGAAUCCAGGGACCUUGUCCAAGUAGCAGUGACAAUACAGUCUCCUCAAGUUAUUCUGAGAUACCAAGAUUGCCUGAUAGGCUGUUGAGUUUAUCACAUCCUAUUUUACCUGAACGGGAUAAUUUGAUUGCACUUCAAGAACACGUGCAUGCACAGACAAAUUCCCUUCCUCCUACUGAGAAAACUCAGAAAGAAUUGGUUUUGCCUACACAAUAUAAAUUUGAGGAAAAGGGAUCUUCUGAGCAUUUUGUCCAACCUCAUCAUGGUGAUUUGAAGGCCCUUCAACAACAAUUAGAUAUGCAGAGGAAAGCCAUUCGAUCUAGACAAGUCCAAGAAGAAUUGCUUUUGCAAAGAUUAAGUAAAUUGGAGAAAAGGGUAUCAUCUGAGCAGAUUACCUCCUCUUCAUUCUUAUCCCAGGUAGUACUGCCUGUGGCCGACUAUGAAAGAACCCAGAAGUCUUUUCCAACCAAAAGUAAUGAUACUGUUCCCUCAAAUCAUCCUGAAAUCCCAAGAUCUCAGGAUAGACUUUUGCGUUUAUCACAGCCCAUUCUGCCUCAGCAAGAUAAUUUGACAGCACAAUUGGGUUUACAAAGAGAAGUGGUAUAUUCUAAUGAAAAACCCCAGGAAGAGCUGCUUGUAAACAAACAAAGUGAGUCGAACAAAAAUGAAUCUGCUGAUCAUGGUAUCCCUUCUUUGUUUCUACCCAAGGAAACAGAGCAUUCAUUUAUUCCACUACCUUUUGCUGAAGCUAAAUCUAAAAGCAUUUGUGAACUGUAUUCAUCCCAGAAUGAACGUACAGCUCCCUCAAGUGAUUCUAUGAUCCCAAGAUUUCAAGAUAGAUUUUUAAGUUUUUCACAGCUUUUCUUAGUUCAGCAAGAUAACUUGGGACUUCAGAAGCAGUUGGAUCUACAAAGAGAGUUUCUGCACUGUAGCCAAAAAGCCCAGGAAGAAGUGCUUGUACAGAGACAAACAGCAUUGCAGCAGCAGAUAGAGAAACAUCAAGAGAUUUUGAAGGAUUUCUUUAAAGAUGGUCAGAUAAGUAAGCCCACAGUUGAAAAUGAUUUAAAAACCGAGAAGAUGGAGCAGCUUGGAGAGUGGCUUCCUCAUAUCCAAGACCUAGCAAGAGGUGAUCAGGAAAACAUUAGUCAUGCAGAUAGGAGUGACUCUGAUGAUAAUCAGCUGGUUUCAGAAGAUGUUAGUGCCAAGCAAAGUGGUGACCAUCUGAAUAAAGAACUGGGCAGAAGAUCCUCAAAGCCACCUGUAGCAAAAGUUAAAUGUGGAUUAGACUUAAACCAACAUGAACUUAGUGCUAUACAAGAAGUGGAAUCACCAACAAGUGGCAGAACUUCUAUACUAGGUAAACCAGGUUUUUAUCAAGACAGAGACCCCAUGAGGGUCUCAAUAAGCCGAGAACAGAGUUUCUUUGAGAGCCCACUGGCCUAUGAUCCAUUUGGUUGUCUUCAACCAAUUGACCAGGAGAAUGUCUGCGAUAAUGACUAUGAUGAAACAGUCAAGGUCAAGGAGUCUGUUGAGAAUCAAAGUUAUGCUGUGGAGGAAGAAGAGCAUAUAUAUCUUGGUUCAGCUGUAAAGCCAGAUAAUAAGGCUGAAACACAAGAGAUUUCUCAUGAGCCAUUAUCUUCAGAAACUGUUUCCACUGGGAGCUUUUUAAGUUAUCAGAACACAGAUUUGAGCCUUACAGAUCCAGAGUCUUUUCCAGAGCACAUGGAUGACAGGGAACAAGAAUCAAGCACCGGUAAAGAAAAGGAAACAGGUAUUUUAAGUCCUAUGUUUCCUUCAACUCAAGUUGUUUAUCAACAGCAGAUCUCUUCAGACAUUCAUAAAUCUCUGUUGCCUGCAGGAGAAUUUACAUCUGGUAGCAUACACUUUCAGCAGAUCAUAGACGAGUACAUAAAUGAAGCAAAUUUGAUACCUGAAAAAACAGAUUUGCAGGUUGAGCUCGACUUUCCAGAAUUGGAGCACAUUUUUCCAAAUUUGCAUCGUCAGCUGUUUAAACCCUUAGAACCACAUCCAGAUUUUGAUUUAUCAUCAUCCUCUGGGAUUUCCCAAGACAACAGAGAUCCUUACCAGAACUCAGAUUCUUCAUCUGAAAGCUACUGUGCUACUGUAUCAUCCAAAAGUACAGUUUCUUUUACAGUGCUUAGGAGGACCAGCCUGCAUUCUCCUCUUAACACAAGCCUGAAUCAGCAACCUGACCCUACCUUGACUCAUGGUGCAGCUCAGAGCUUUGCUACAGAAAAUAUUAUUGAGGGAUGUGACCAGACUUUUCAACAGCUUCUGCCAGAAUUUUCUUCACAGGAGGGGAGCGAGCAUGCCGAUCUACCAAGUAUUUUUAGCAUUGAAAGAAGAGAUUCUUACCAAGGCAUGGAAAAUCAGAACUGCUCCUCUGAAGAACAGACUGCAAUAUUACAAAAUAAGAAAAAAAGUGUCCAUUUCCAGCUCUCUGUAGGAAAUUUAAGUUCAGUCUGCAGUUCAUCUGAUGAGACCAAUGCAUUUGAUCAGUUACAUGGACAGCAUAGCACUCCAUGUGGUUCUACCUCUAGUGAGUCUUCAAUAAAACACGAACUGGAAAGCAGAAAAGAAAGGCUGAACUUUGAACAACUAUCAAAGACAGGGGUUGUAACAGUGUUACAAUGUGAAGGACUCAACAAAGAUGAAAAAAAUGAAAGUUGUAGGGUUUUAGAUAUAAAUCCACAUGUAGAGGAAACUGACUCUCAAUUAUGUGUAAGAACAGUGGAGAUGGGAACUUCAGUUCAGAUACCAUUAACUACUCAAAAUGAAAAAUAUUUUGAGAAUUCAACUAAAACUGAAACUCCAAAGAUCCUAAGAAACCUAUCUCAGUUACCACAAUCAGAGCUCUUUGUAAGUUCUGGAUCCUUUCCAUUACAGACCUCUAUUCCAAUCUGGGAAACAGAAACUGGCCAUGGUAUAAUGGAAGAACCAGAACUUACUUUAGUAAGCACCAGUGAUAUCAGUAUUGCUGAAACAGAUUUUGCAAACUUAACCCUAGAAGAAAAGAAAGAUAAUGAGGCAAAAAGCUGUUUUCAGGUGAGUGAAUUUCUGCCUCUUGUAUCAGAAACAGAAACCUCAACAGAAACCUCAGACUACCCAGCUGUAUCUGACUUUUCAAAGGAGAAGACUACAACAGUGUCUACAGAAACCCUUGCAAAGUUCACAGCAACACCAGGGAGUUUACAAGAGGCAUUUGUAAAGAGAAAAAAAACAUUUAUGGAGAGAUCCUACCAGAGGCAGAAAGAAAUAAGGAAUAAAAUACGUGUCCCUGAAAAUUCCCAAAUCAAAACAGCUAAGGAGAAAACAUCUACAGGUUCACCUGUGAGUCACCUAAAGGGUGUGAAUAAAGUUAGGUUGUCUUUUCCUGAAGACAGAAAGACUACACAAGCCCUCAUGCACCAAAGGGCUCUAAGAUUACACAAUCAGUCAGCUGAAGUGAAACAACAAAAGGAAGAGAAAGCAAAGCAAGAAGCUUAUGCCCAAAACAGAAUAAAGGCAAAAGAAUUUCAUAAGAAAACACUAGAGAAACUUCGAGCCAAAAAUACAUGCUGACUUUCUACAACAGCGUAAAGGGUUUAAUUAUUUGUGACAUUAGGCAAAAUUAUUUAAAGUUAAUAAAUUUCUAUUCAAGGAA
Molecule: messenger RNA, 7988 nt
Organism: Galeopterus variegatus (Sunda flying lemur)
Lineage: Eukaryota; Metazoa; Chordata; Mammalia; Dermoptera; Cynocephalidae
Gene: CEP295
Product: KIAA1731 ortholog
Exons: 30
Coding region: 98-7906 (2602 amino acids)
Biological process (GO): regulation of centriole replication
Cellular component (GO): centrosome; cytosol; centriole
Source: RefSeq, a predicted model, not a curated record